AUUUUUUUAGCCAUGACCAGUGCAGGCAGUGCGACGGUUGUGCUUGGAGCGCAGUGGGGCGACGAAGGCAAGGGCAAGCUGGUCGACAUUCUGGCGCUCCACUCGGACGUCGUCUGCCGCUGCCAGGGCGGUAACAAUGCAGGCCACACGAUCGUGGUCGACGGAGUCAUGUACGACUUCCACCUGCUGCCAUCGGGCAUCAUCAACGUCGAUGCGACCAGCGUCAUUGGCAACGGCGUCGUCAUCCACCUGCCGGGCAUGUUCGAGGAGAUUGAGAAGAACGUCCUCAAAGGACUCGUCGGCUGGGAGCAGCGUUUGAUCGUCUCGGAUCGUGCGCACCUCGUGUUUGACUUCCAUCAAACCAUCGACGGGCUUCAGGAGCUCGAGAAGGGCCGUGGCAGCCUCGGCACCACCAAGAAGGGCAUUGGUCCGUGCUACACUUCCAAGGCCAGCCGCACGGCGCUCAAAAGCGAUGGCCCAUCUUUCAAAGUCGACGUGGACGCUGAGAUUGAGCGCUACCGGAGUCUCGCUGAGCGCGUGCGCCCGUUGGUCAAGGACACUGUGUACUACCUGCACGAUGCCCUCGUCAACAAGAACAAGCGAGUUCUCAUCGAGGGUGCCAACGCUGCCUUGCUCGAUCUUGAUUUCGGCACCUACCCUUACGUCACUUCCUCCAACUGCACCGUCGGUGGCGCAUGCACUGGCCUCGGCGUCCCACCGCGCGCCAUCAAGCAAGUGUUUGGCGUCGUCAAGGCCUACACCACCCGUGUCGGCGAUGGCGCCUUCCCCACAGAGCAGCUGAACGUUGUUGGCGAGACCCUGCAGCAGGUCGGACGCGAGUACGGCGUCACCACUGGCCGAAAACGCCGAUGCGGCUGGCUCGACUUGGUGGUCGUCAAGUACGCGCACAUGAUCAACGCGUUUGACGGCAUUGCGCUGACCAAGCUCGACAUUCUCGACUCGUUCGAGACCAUCAAGAUUGGUGUUGCCUACAAGCACAAGGGUGCGCUUCUCGACGCCUUCCCCGGCAACCUUGCGGUGCUCGGUGAGGUCGAAGUCGAGUACAUUGAGAUGCCCGGCUGGAAGUGCGACAUUUCCGGCGUUCGUCAGUUCAGUGCACUCCCCGUUAACGCUCAAAACUAUGUUCGCAAGAUUGAGGAGCUGUCAGGAGUGAAGGUUCGCUGGGUCGGCGUUGGACAAGCGCGUGACGCCAUGAUUGAGCUUGCAUGA
Capsaspora owczarzaki ATCC 30864 is the source of this 1230-nucleotide messenger RNA. RefSeq names its product adenylosuccinate synthetase isozyme 2. Gene Ontology annotation, molecular function: GTP binding; adenylosuccinate synthase activity. Gene Ontology annotation, cellular component: cytoplasm. NCBI's taxonomy places the organism in Eukaryota, Filasterea, Ministeriida, Capsasporidae. The coding region runs from base 13 to 1230 and encodes 405 amino acids. Gene Ontology annotation, biological process: 'de novo' AMP biosynthetic process; IMP metabolic process. The transcript has 8 exons. The record is from RefSeq and is a predicted model, not a curated record.